CGCGCUUACUUAUCAUACUUCUAUCUCCACUGCACUACUUUCGAAUACGAACUAUACAGCGUUUGUAGAAUGUCGUCUCGAUCUAAUACACGCCGGCGGCAAACUAUGACCCUGCUUAUUGUAAACUGCGCCUUCGCCGAAGAUUGCCGGUGCUCCAAGAUGGGAUACGUGAAGAGAGGUUUUAUGGAAAAUCACCUCGAACGGGACCAUCCUAGCGCGCUCGGCUUAACGGUAUCGGCGCCCUACUGUCCUGCUUGCGAUGCACGUUUUGCUAGUAAAAGACUGCUGAUCGACCAUAUCAUGGAUACUCAUGUGCUCGCACGUAUGUUAUCCUUUUCAACACGUGCCACCAGUGCUCACGUUCGAUCAGUUGCUCCUUCACCGGCGCGUGAUGCGGCAAUUGAACAGGGCGGGUGUGCCGAGAUCGUCAACAAACAACGGAUUACGGGCGACGAUAUGUUUGCAAUGAACACCUCAGAUUUCCCGACUUCGCCAAUCCCAUACUUAAAUGUACCAACAAACUUCUCUUACCAACAACCGGCUGAUACGACUGCGUAUACGCAUCCAACAACACAACGAUUCCUCCCCCCGACGCCGAUGGCCAUUGAUCUUCAAGCAAACAUCCAGGGCAAUGCCGAUCAGCGCCACGACAGUGACCAACCCGGAGAACCAGAGCACAGUUAGUGGAGACAGCUUUACAGCCAUGACGAUAUACUCGGACGCCGAUUUCAUCUAAUACGGCGUCUUGGCAAGUCGCGAUCCCUCGAAGGAUAUGGCUUUGAUGGUCAUGUCAUAUCGAACUGUACAAAGGAAUUUGAACGGGCACGACUCGUAAACUUCUGGAACGAAAUGCCUUUAGGCUUGUCUUUUACUUCCAUUUCCCACUUCUCACUCUUCUGAUCCUCUUGUGCCUUACUUUCACUGUUCUGCCCCUUGUAUCCUCU
This is a messenger RNA of Alternaria alternata, 944 nucleotides long. RefSeq lists its product as hypothetical. The transcript has a single exon. Lineage: Eukaryota; Fungi; Ascomycota; Dothideomycetes; Pleosporales; Pleosporaceae. The coding region runs from base 70 to 684 and encodes 204 amino acids. The record is from RefSeq and is a predicted model, not a curated record.